Messenger RNA from Ciona intestinalis (vase tunicate), 1086 nucleotides. The record is from RefSeq and is a predicted model, not a curated record. NCBI's taxonomy places the organism in Eukaryota, Metazoa, Chordata, Ascidiacea, Phlebobranchia, Cionidae.
AUGACACAAACUUCGGUAGAGGAUGGUAUGUGGGUUGCGAACGGUCCUCAAAACGGUCUAUCGGAUUCUGGGACGCUUGAAUUUUUAAUCAGUGGAACAAAAGAGCAUUACAUUGACUUAGCCAACUCGUACAUGCAUAUUCAAGUAAAGAUAGUGAACGCGGAUGGUACGAAUCUGGCAGAAGACGCGGAAAUCGCCCCCGUGAAUAACUUUUUUCACUCACUCUGGUCGCAAAUUAUGCUCAGUCUCAAUAACAGGGAGGUGACCUCUAGUGGGUCGAUGUAUCCGUACCGAAGUUAUAUAGAAUCCCUUUUAACGUUUGGUUCGGCAGCCAAGAGUACUUAUUUAACCGGAGCUUUGUUCUAUAAGGAUACACCUGGACAUAUGGAUUCGAUCGCCGCAGCGAAUGUAGGUGCUACUACCAGAAGAGCUUUCGCUGCUGAAAGCAAAGUAAUUGAUAUGCAGUCGAAGUUACAUCUGGAUAUGAUGUUUCAGCAACGUUACCUUAUCAAUAACGUAGACGUCAAAUUGAAAUUGACGCGCUCACGAGACGCUUUCGUCACUAUUGGGGUCGCCGGGUUUAAAAUAAAAAUUUUAGCUGCUGUACUACACGUCAGGAAGGUAAAAAUUAGUCCAAGUGUUCAGUUGGAACACAUCACAGCUCUUUUUAAAGGUUUAUGUCUAUAUCAAAUUCUGCGAGCCGAAUUAAAAACGUUAACUAUCCCGAGGUUUAAUCAAUCAAUUUCACAUGAUAAUUUAUUCCUCGGACAAUUACCUCGAAGAGUGAUUUUGGGCUUUGUUGAUAAUGACGCUUUCAACGGACGAUUAAAUACUUUUUAUACAAACGCGUCAAACGGUAUUUCAACAGAGGAAUAUUCACGAGGUUUUACCUUGUACGCUUUCGAUUUGACCCCUGAACUCGCGUCCAGCGGUCACUUUGACUUGUUAAAGAACGGGGACUUAAGUUUAGAAGCAAAAAUUUUGGAGGCUCUACCAACGUCAGUCAAUGUGAUAAUCUACGCCGAGUUCCAAAAUCUUAUUCAAAUCGAUCGACAGAAAUCCGUACUGACCGAUUUUAGUGCUUAA